Molecule: messenger RNA, 672 nt
Organism: Aspergillus udagawae
Lineage: Eukaryota; Fungi; Ascomycota; Eurotiomycetes; Eurotiales; Aspergillaceae
Exons: 1
Coding region: 1-672 (223 amino acids)
Source: RefSeq, a predicted model, not a curated record
AUGCAGGCCGCUAGAAGAGCGGGUCUACCAGUUCCCAGGGUUAUCUGCUAUGGGGAGCAUCCAGAUUGCCCGCAUGCACCAGUUUCGAUUCUAAUGACUCGCGUCCCCGGCGAUGAACUUGGCCAAGCAUACAAGACGCUGAGCGAGGAGGACCGAAACUCGAUCCUACAGCAAUUAAAGGGCUACCUGGAGGCGAUGCGGAGAUGGCAAAACCCCGUGGGCGGUAAUAGAAUUUGCUCCCUAAUAGGCACUGCAGUCAGGAGUGUCCGUAUACCUAAUCAUCUCGCUGGUCCAUUUGAGACGGAACAGGAGUUCAACGAGUAUCUUCUGAGCCCGUCUUGGGCGGGUGGUUUCCAAUCGGAAACUGAAUACAAGAAUGCACUCGAUCGCGCAAAGAAAAUGGAGCAGAUGUCUCACCGCAUUGUUUUUACGCACGGCGACCUAGCGCACCAUAAUAUCAUGGUACAGGGCGGACGGAUCACUGGAUUUCUAGACUGGGAGGCCGCAGGCUGGUACCCUGAUUAUUGGGAUUUCACCACAGCUUUGAGGUUUGCUCCACCUGAUUUCUGGUGGUAUGGCUUCAUGAUGGAACUCGGGGGAGAGUCGUACCUGGCGGAGUUGGAUUGUGAACGCGCAUUGACGUCUUUAACAAGCGAGUCCUACUGCUGGUGA